AUGGUCGCGCUUCAAGGCUUGCUGGUCUCCGCCAGUCUAGCAUUGUCAGCUUUCGGCUUGGCCAUUGAGCGCAACGAACAAGCUUGCGCAAGUUACACCAUCAUAUCGGCCAGGGGAACUACUGAGCCACAGGGCCCGUCUAUCGGCUUCAAGAACAUGAACAGCAACAUCUUGAAGCAGAAAAACGGAGGCAACGUCUACAAUGUUGUCUACCCAGCCGCCUUUGACCAAAACUCGGACCUUGGCACAGCUGAUAUUGUCAGGAAAGUGAAAGAGUUGGUCGGUCAGAACCCGGCAGAGUGCAUUAUUCUGCAGGGCUACUCCCAAGGCGCCUCUGCCACCUGCGACGCGCUUCCGGAACUCACGGGGCCGGCUUUUGACGCCGUCAAGGGCGUGGUCCUGCUCGGCAACCCCGAGCACAGGCCUGACCUGACGUGCAACGUCGACCUCUACGGCGGCAAGUCAACGCGCAAGGCCGUCGGCUUCUUCGGGACCAAAGGCGGUAUACCAUCGGAAUGGGCUUCGAAGUCUUUGGACGUCUGCAACUUUGGCGAUGGCGUAUGCGACUCUGCGCACGGUAUCGGCAUCACUUUGCAGCAUUUCGGGUAUAUUUUCAGUCCACAAACCCAAAGCAUGGGUGCCAAAUUUAUGCUCAAGAAGCUUGCUCUUGGCGGUUGA
Molecule: messenger RNA, 678 nt
Organism: Akanthomyces muscarius
Lineage: Eukaryota; Fungi; Ascomycota; Sordariomycetes; Hypocreales; Cordycipitaceae
Exons: 5
Coding region: 1-678 (225 amino acids)
Molecular function (GO): hydrolase activity
Source: RefSeq, a predicted model, not a curated record